CUUAAGGGGAGAUUCCUAUCAAAAAAUCCAAAAAAAUAAAAAAAGUGAUGAUUUUCUAAUAAGUGCUUCUAAAUACUGUUCAAGCAUUAUACUUUUCUGUUCUAUACCUUUUUAUGCUAAAUUCUAAAAGAAAUACCCAUAAAAAAGACAAAUACUGAGGCAUACGAUGUUGUGAGUUAUCCGUUACCAUGGUAACGAGAUAGCUUUCUUUUGUUUUGCGCCCUUUUUUCAGCACAAAGCGACCCCAGCAUAAAAUUAAAUGGUUGGUUUCGGUUCCAGACUCCUUUGAUGUCCAUUCCGGCUAUUCCAAAGCUAGUUUUAGAGGCCUGGUUGCUGUUUCAGCGCGUCCAAGUCUCAAAUCUAAAAUUCGCUUUAUUUACACUCGACCCACGAAAAUUAUACGCUUCUUAACCAUGCCAAAGGGCUCAAAACACGGCUACAAACAAUCUGUAGUCCAGACUAACACAAGAAAGAGGAAAUCUACGUUCAAAGGAACUAAGAAACAAGACAAGAAAGCUCAGGAUCAACGAGAAAUACGGCAGGUUACUGAGAUCGCGUUCGUCGGUGACGACGAUGUUGUGAGCGAGCAAGUUCCUCCUCCUCAGUCAAGUGCUUCGGCUCAGAAGCUUCAUGAUGUUCUUGAAGAUUUAUCUUCUGAUGAUAGCUUAAAUGCUUUUGAAGCUGAGGGUGAAUCAGCCACUGGAUAUCGUUUUGUUUCGAUGCAGAGUCUUCUCAACUUUGCCAAGCGAUUACAUGCUAACACCACGUGCGAUGCUGGUAAAUUUGAACUAAAAGAGAUGACCACUAAUAGGCAUGGAAUGUGCAGCAGUUUGUUUGUUCAUUGCCAUGAUUGUGACAUGAAGCCUGGAGCCCAUCUAUACUCGGCUAACAGAUCCUGCUCUGUUGGCGAGGUGUCUCCCUGGCUACACCCAGAAUGCCAAUGAAUCUUUAAAUGCUUUGGUGUGGGCCAGGUGCCCAAAGCAUAAAUGGCAUGGUAGGGAGAGAGUGGAGAUGGAUGUUGGGUCUGCGGCUAUCCACUUCAGUCUGGGUGCUACCGGGAAGCAUGAAAUCAUGAGAAGGGCGGGGAUUGAAGUGGGUAGUCAUACAGAGAAAGAGAGUAAGAGAAGAGAUAGGGGGAGAGUAGAAAAGGCAGAGAAGAGGGCUAGUGACCAGCAUAAGAAGUACAGACAGGCAAGGAGUUUGGCAAGGAAGAGGGACGAAGAGCUUAGGUUAGAACGGGAAGGCACAACAUAUGAGGCAGGAGGCUUUAAUGAGCUAGGACAUGACUUAGGGCCCUCAACUAGCCAUAGGAGGAAGAAAAGGGCAAAGAAACAUUAAGUAGAUGAUAAAUUGUGAUUCUAUGGCAGUCUAAUUUAUUCUAUACCAAGCAUAAAGCCUAACUGGAGUGGUUUUGCUUUCAAAACUCAUUUGUCAAACUUUAAGAGCUGAUUUCUCAAAUACACUAAUUUCCGUAUUAAUUUAUUGCCCCCCUUAAGUAUCUUGACAGGUAUUUAACGGUUUUAGCUCAAAUUUGGAAGACUUGUAGUGUAUAGUCCAUAUUACAAACCUAUGGGAGCAUUUUCAAAAAACUUAAACCUAGCCUGUGAUAUACCAGUAUAAGUCUUCAUGAAGAGGUUUUGGUUGCUAUGGUAACCAGAAUUGGCUUAUCAACAAACUGUCCCAUAGGUUUGUUUUUCCUUAUGUCCAUGAUGUGUGUAUGCAAUAUAAAGCCUUCAAUGUAAAUAGAAAGUGUAAAAAAUGGUGGGGGCAGUUUUAAUAAAGCGUUUUGAAAUA
This is a messenger RNA of Nematostella vectensis (starlet sea anemone), 1794 nucleotides long. RefSeq lists its product as uncharacterized. The transcript is spliced from 2 exons. Bases 414 to 944 code for a protein of 176 amino acids. The record is from RefSeq and is a predicted model, not a curated record. NCBI's taxonomy places the organism in Eukaryota, Metazoa, Cnidaria, Anthozoa, Actiniaria, Edwardsiidae.